AUGUCGGAGGCGGUGCUCACGGCGAGUGAACCCGUCGGGCCGGUGCAGGCGCCGGCGGACGCGGCGGCGGCGCCGGCGAGGGAGACGAUUGGGGCUUUUUCGCUCGCGCGGGCGAAGAGUUCGGUGCGGAGACUGAGCCAGUCGAAGCGGGAGCGGCGCGGGGAGACGACGAAGACGCGGUUCACGGAGGUGACGACGGUGGUGGGCGCGCGGGAACGCGGGAGCGAUGGUGCGGCGGAUGAGGACGUCGGUGGGUCGGCGCGGGAGAGAGACGACGCGAGACGUUUGCGAAAAAGAGAAUCGGUCAAGGUGAACAUGCUUCGCGCGAGGACGUUCAAGGCGAUGAAUGGGGGCGGCGGCGCGAGCGGGCGCGGCAACGGUAGGGUGUUCGUGGACGUGGAGACCGGGGAUAGUUUCGUGUCCACGGGGGAUCUCACGAGCGUGGAUGAGAAACGGUUCCGCGAACUCGACGCCGAGGGCGUGUUGGAGGUGGUGAAACUCGUCGAGGGAGGCGAGCAGGUGCUGAUGAGUUCGGUGCAACCGUCGCUGUUGGAGAAUUUGUCCACUCUUCCAGUGCAGGUGGAAGUCGGAUGGGCGGGUGAUUCCUGGCGCGCGGUGCUUCGAAUGUUGAUGAUCGCGUCGUACGACGACGUCAAUCGACUUCGAUUUACUCGAGGUUUGGACGCCGCGAUGCACUUUCUCAGCGGCGCCGAAUCCUUCUUGCUCGGAUCCGUCAUCUCGGCGUACGAGUCUGGAAACACCAGUGAUCUCAAGCGAUUGCUUCGUCAUGCCUUUUUGAAUCGCAACGUCAGUCGAGUGCUCGUGCAGCAAAUGUCUCGUUACGACAUUUUCUGGCACACGCACUGGUCGGUGAAAUUUAACAGAAUGAUGGACGCGUUCGGCACCGUUCCCGUGAUCGGAUUCACCGGUUUCCCAUCCUCUGAAAACUUCCAAAACACGCGAAACUUUGUCGUUGGCUCCUUCUUCCGCGUGUUCCUCGGUCAAGGCAACUGGAUCACUCGUGUUCUCACCGGACGCGAGGCGCUCAUCACCGACGAUCCGAACGUCGUCGCGCAAAAUCUCGCCGCGGAGACGAACAGUUUCGAGGCAUCCAACCUCGCACAACACGGUGCGUUUGUCGGACGCAUGAAGACGAACGAAUUCCGCGCCAAUCAUCGGUUACCGACGGAUGAGAGCGUCGUUCGUACCUUUGCCGUGUCGCCGUCGAGCACGCUUGUGAACAACGGCGUCGUGCACGUGGUGUCGCAGUUGGCGAGACAUUGGCACAGCAUGCUCGACCAACCGUACGGUAACUUUGCGCAUCAACGCCAAGAGCAGCUGAAUCCGUUGGAGACGCUUCGAUUCCACAUGCCCGUCGUCUUGUUUACUCUCGCCAAUUUGCGAGGCUUGAAUGCGUGGGACUCCACCGUGUUGGCGCCCGUGCUCAAAAAGUUGCAAAACAUCCCGCCGGUGGCCAACGCGGUCAUGAUCAAGCCCAUCGUUCGUAUGAUUUCUAAGGAGCUCGCCGCGAACGUGUGCGGCGGAAGUAAGAUAAUUUACGAUCCCUUUAAGAGUUGGUUGAAAGCCAUCGAGAGGAGUCUCACGCGGUUGGACGAGGAAGCGCAACAAGUCGCGUUGAUCUGCAGCGCGGUUCAGAAUGGCGUCGCAAUUGGACACAGCGCGAUCGCGCAAAGUAAUUUCAUCGCGCCGACCGAAGCGCAAAUGAAGCAGGCUGUGCACUCUGUGUGUCUCGGCGAGCCCGUCAGUACGAAGUGCGGCGUCACUGAGGUGCAAGUCAAAUCGGCUCUCAAUUUGCUCGCGCCGAGAGACAAGCGCAUGCUCAUUCAACUCGUAAAGAGCGGUUACACAAAUUCUAAAGCUGUCGUGUUACUCACAUCGAGAGCUUGCACACUCCUCAGCCGCAACAUCAGACGGGAAGCGCUGUCCAAGACAAUCGUCAAGAUGUCAAAGGGUGACGAAGUUGCGAACUUUGACACGAAAAAGGCGUACUGGGUCAAGGAUCAGUACGGCGUCGGCCGCGUGUAUAUUUUUGAACGCGAGAAUACGGACGGAACCUGCACGUUUACGGAUCGCGCCACGCGCGCAGAGCACUGCUUCGACUUUUCAAAGUCCACACUCAGCGCGUACAAGUAUGUCGAAGUUGGCGAGUCGAUCGUUCGCGCGCAAAAGGCGUUCAUGACGAUCGAAUUAGACCACGGCUCGGUUUUCUCUUACGCUUCAUUCAUGGAGUUGUCCUUUUUGCGUUCGCCACUUCGACAACUGCUGGUAUUGUCACAAUUCCACUGCGAAGAAAUCGACGAUGCUCGUCUCAAUAUCUUAUCAGCCAUCAAGCACUCUGCGACGCGAACCGAAGUGACCGUGAAAGAGCUGAAACUUGGUCAGCGAUACUUUGUCUACGAGGAGAAAUCGUACACGCCUUUCUUGUUCGACGAAGCUUUGCAAAGUGAUAAGGCGCGCUUGUCGGCGCUCAAGAUGAAGAAGAUUGUCACCGUGCCGCCGCAGUCGAUGAUUGUCAUCGGAGGCGGUCCGACUGGUUUGCUCACAACCCUUCACUGCCUCGAAAACGUCUUGUUAAGCGAUGGCGUCAUGCGCAUCUAUGAAUCGCGCGAUGCUUUCACUCAGGCUGGCGCAACUUUCGAAAGAGCGCAGAUUGUUCGACUGGACGCGCGCUGGAUCGCAUGUCUUCGUUUCCAUCUCGGUACAAUUUACGAGGAUGUUUUCAUUCCAACCCCGGGUGAUACGAGCUCACACUACGGCAACGUGCUUCCGUCGCAAGGCUUCAUCGAGAUCACCAUCAAGGAUUUGGAGAAUAUGAUGAACGUGGGCGUUUCGCAACGUCUCUCUCGUGGAUUGCUGACGCAAGAUACGAAUAGCGGCGCGCAGUACGACGUACGACAAAACAAGCUGAUCAAAACGGGCAAGGCGCUCAAGAUUACUGACUUGAUUCUGCGUAAAGUCGAUAACGAAGGAUCUCCAUCCGACGAACCCUUCUCUUGGAAGGUGGUCGACGUCGUGUACAACAAAUCUUACUUGGCGACGGAUCUCAAACUCGGUGAAGUUUAUUCCGUGUACAUCUUGGAUCAACAGCAAUGCUUACCGUAUCGACUUGUCGGUGUCAAUAUCGACAAGGAAUUCUAUGAAUUCAAGUCAAUUCAUUCCGCGUACGACGACUUUGCGUGCUUUGCAAAUAAGCUGCCGUCCGUCUAUCACAAGGAUACAAAGGCACACUCUUUGGUGGAAAGUUUGGUCAUCGAAUCCGUCAUUCGCGGAAGCGACGGAAAGUAUGUGCAAGAGGUGCUGCCUUACAACGAGAUUGCCUCACAGAAGUUUGAGCUGGACAUCGAGCACUACCACGUCGUCGAGGCCAUCGGUAAGCCCGCUGGCAGUCCGGUGCACUUUGCAAUCACGCAGACCGAGCCGUACGGCGUGGCUUGUCUCGCGGGACUCAAGGUGAGCCAAGGCAUGCACAACUUUGGUAACUCGAGAUGGCGCAGCAGAGUGGUCGAUGACAUUCGCAGUCACACGGAUCAGAACACUCGCAUCGUCGGUGACUUUACCAAGGUUGUCAACUCUCAGAAAAUCACGAAGAAGAUGCUCAAAUUCAUCACCAAGGAUGUCGAUUGGCGUCUCCACUUUGAGCGUCUCGUCGGGGAUUGUGGAUUUUCUGCAGAAAUGCCAGAAAUUUGGCAGACGAUGUGCACGCUCGUCAAACAACACACAAAGCAAGCUCCCUACGUCCGACGUCAUCUGCAGACGCGCUUCUUCGAGACUGGCGACAACUUCUACCUCGGUAUGGAGUUGACGAGAGAAUACGACGAAUGGAAAACGAAGACAGUUGAUUCAUUGGUCAAGUCUACGCUCACGUGGAACUCCAAGCCGAAGAACGCACAAGAUAUUAAGAAGAAAGAGGACAAGUUACGAAACCUGAAGGGCGCUCUCACCAGAUCGAUCGACCGUCUCUGGUACGACGCAACUCUCGAGACAAUUCGCUUCGGCGACGUGUACAACCCAGGUGGACAGCAGUUCAUUCCUCGUCUUUAUUUCAUCGAUUCGUUGACUCCGGUCACUCUUGGGUCUUUGCCUGGAUUCGAGAGCUUUAGAGUCGUCGACCAACCGAACGACCGUUACGAUGUCAUCAUGACUGGUGUGUCGGGCGCCGUCGUGCGCAACGUCGAAGGUUACGUUUCCAAGAUGUCCAACUCCACCAUGGUGUAUCGAGGAAGUAACCUCACUCGAGCGCCGAACGGAAACACCGAAUCAAAGGUUUCGAUGGCGACGUUCCCCGUGGCGCACUACGUCAAUCACCGCACGAUGCGCGUGCGCUCGGACAGCAAAGAUAAGGGAUACGUCUUCGCUUUCUGCGGCGAUGAACAGAGCACCCCGCACUUUAUGCGUUACUCUGGUCUUACCGGUGCGUGCAUCAACAGUAUGCUCUUCAACAACUUUAUCGGCGACGCGAUUAUCGGCGUAGCGUUCCAAGAUCGCUUCCGCACGUACUCGAGCUCGACCAACUGGUCGAACGGUGAAGUCGUCACGCGCGGUACCGGCGCCAACUACGGCGUCGAUGGUUUCCUUCGACCGUCGUUUCCGUACAAGGAGGGCGUCCGCUAUCUGUAUUCGAAGUACAUCGAGUGUCGCGAGAGCGAUAAUGACGUCGCUCAACUGCUGACGGAUGACUGGAAGGUGAAGUUCUGUUCGGCUCUCAUCCCCAGAGGCCUCGAAGACAAUCAAUCGUACCUCUCCGCGCUGAGCGAGCAAAUGUCUCACGUCAUUUACGAAGUCUUCAUGGAGGAGGUUGGCAAGGAUCCCAGCUUCACCGCCAUGGACUUGUGCGAUCGUCUCGCCGAGGCGAACGACAAGGUCGGCGAGAGCGACGAACCGUGGCGAGAACUUCUCGAACGCGCAAAUAUUUCCGACGACACGAAAAAGAUGCUCACGGAAAAACACGUGUGGAUCGCGAACAGCUUGGAUGCAUUGACGCAAGAGCUCAUCGAGUACGCCUCAUUCUUGCGAGAAAAUGGAUUCCGUUUCACGAGUUACGCGGAAAAACAGCCGAAUCCGGUCGACUCCGUCAUCGAUAGCACCUCUGUCGAAACGCAAGCUUUCGCCGAAGGUCUCACCAUGAGCGCGGCGCUCGCCGCCGCGGCGCUCGUCUUGUCGACUUCGAAUCCGCUUAGUGCCGCCGCGCUGUCCGCGUUCACGCCGAUCGUCGCCUUCGGUACCAUCACCGGGGCGAGUCGAUACAAGAACAGAAACGAAGAGUGGCUCGUCGCGUACAAGGACAAUUUGUUCAAGCAGGCUGAACGAGGCGCGUACGACGUCAUGUCGCGCGAUGCUCAAAAACAGUCUCUGCACGCGAGUCCGUACGUGAACGACUUGCGAUCCAUGAUGGAUGCGUUCGUCAAGAUGUGCGCGUAUUACAACUUCCCCGAGCCCAAAGAAUUGUUUCACCACUUCGAAGCCUUCGUGGAAGACGUGCACGGCGACAGAGCGUGCUCUGAAUUCGACGAGUAUCUCGUGUCGGUGGCCAUAGCGGAGACGUUUUACAAGAGCGCGUAUCUUCAAGAUCACCUCGUGAAGAUGCACGAAGUCGUGGGAGACAUGAUGUACUGGCGGUCUCAGAGCAGUGAACCCGGAACGGCUGUUGAUAUGCAGGCGCAGUGCUUAUUCGAGCGCGUCGUCGUGCUUCGUCGCGUGCUCGAAAAGUCUAUUCGUCGCGGUCACAUCAGAUUUGGCUUCAUCAGAACGGGCAAUUACUCCAAGUCUCACGUCGGUGACCUCGUCAAGUUCUGGAUAAACAUCCUGAUGUACCCAAUCUUGCUCUUUCGUCGUGAUGACUUGUCGCCCUCAAACGCUCGCGCCUCGGCCAAGGCGUGGUACAAGCCGGCGAACAUCGCCAUCACGGAGACGGCGAGGGACGCGCGAGCGCUCGCGGAGCGCGCGAGUCACGCGAAAUUGGCUCGCGCAGCCUUUGAUCUGGAGAGCUUCACCAUCGCGUCGAACGAGAGUUACACCGCGAGUUUCAUCAUUUUUUCGGCGCUUCUCUCAUUCUGCACGGGUAUCGUCUUCACGAUCGGUAACAUCGCCGCUCGCGUCAAGGUGCAAAAGUGGUCCACCGACUUGACCUCGGCGGGUUCGUACUCGUUCGGUCUCGUCACCCCGCUCUCCGCCAUCUUGGCCCUGUUCUGGUUAUCUCGAGUCCAGUUCCACAUCAUUCGACUCGCGUUGCUCCUCAACACGAAGAUGAAACCGUUAUCCGACGAACCGCGCGGCAAGUUGAAGAGUUGCAUCAAAAUGGCGCUCGCCCAGGGUCUGUUGACGCAAGUGAGAAUGUGCAUCGCUCUCGCGACCGCCGUCGCCCUUCCGUGGGCGCUCUGCGUGCGUGAAGCCUCUACUUUCGGUCUCAACUUCACCGACCGAUCUGAGAACGUUCCCUUCUACAUCGCCUCUGUCGCCGUCAUCGCCUCCGUCGUCUCCUGGUUCGUCUUCUUUUGGAAGGAGUACGUCGUUCGCUACAACCUCCCGUCCAAGCUCGGGCAACACGUCUGCGCCGCCUUUCUGGACGACAUCGAACACAACCGACAAACCGUCGACAUCCCUCACUCUUCCACCCUCGAUCACCACCGUCUCGAACGCACGACGUGGGAAUACGCCGCUCGGGUCUUCAUUCGCAAGUAUCGAUUCGACGCCGUCUUCGGCGCCGACCGCUUUGGAAGUCUCCUCCAGUACGUCCAAUCCGGGUGCGUCGUCUCCGCCCGCGGCGAAUCGCCGAUGUCCGUCUGA
Molecule: messenger RNA, 6804 nt
Organism: Ostreococcus lucimarinus CCE9901
Lineage: Eukaryota; Viridiplantae; Chlorophyta; Mamiellophyceae; Mamiellales; Bathycoccaceae
Exons: 1
Coding region: 1-6804 (2267 amino acids)
Source: RefSeq, a predicted model, not a curated record